Funneliformis geosporum is the source of this 2178-nucleotide messenger RNA. NCBI's taxonomy places the organism in Eukaryota, Fungi, Glomeromycota, Glomeromycetes, Glomerales, Glomeraceae. The record is from the annotation of a GenBank genome assembly.
AUGAAGAAAAUAAGAGAAAUAAUCGAAGAGUCGAAUUCUAGCGAUAAAAGUGUUAAAAGAAAUUCAUUAUUAAAUUUAAAAGCGGAUUUGAAAAAAAGUAUACAAACGUCACAAGUUAUAAAUGGUAACAAAAAAGUAAUUAAAAAUGUAAGAAAAAUUCUAGCCUUAGUCAAAAAAGCGGCAGAUAAAAAUCUAGAGGGGGAGGUACUCUCGAAACAUAUUGAACAAAUAUUGCAAGAAACUGAAAGUAAUGAUGAUGAUUUAAAAAAAGAAUGCGAGAAAUUGCAUAAAUUGUAUAAUAGGCCGAUUACUAUUGAUAAAUAUAAGAUAAUAAUGGGAAAGAUAUUAAUUAAGGAGUCAGAUGAGUUAACUGACAAUCAAAAACAAAAACUAGAAAUUUUUGAUGAACUAGAAAAGGAAAACAAGGAGUUAAAACAAAAACUUGAAGAAUUAGAGAGUAAAAAUGAAGAAUCGAAAAGUUCUAAAAUUAAAGAUAAAGAAGAGAAACAAGGAAUAUUUGGAGAUCCUGUGAAUAAGACUAUGAAGUUAAGGGGUGAUUUAGUAAUAAGAGACUAUCCGAAUUUAGAGAUAAUAAAUUUAGAUAAUACGGAAGAAAUAACUUCGUUAACUAUUGAAAAUUGCCCCAAAAUCGAAUCAAUUAGUGUUUAUUGCAACAAAAUUACCAAAAUAGUCGGUUUAGAAGAAUUGCCACUUCUGAACAAAUUAAAUUGUGUAGGAAAUUUAAUAGAUAGAUUGGAUAUUAGUAAAAAUUUUAAACUGACCGAACUUCGCGUUUUUAGAAAUCCUCCAAAUAUGGAGUUAGUUGGAUUACAAAACCUUUCUUAUAUUGAAGAUAUUGUAACUAAUGAGGGUAAUCCGAUUAACUUCUCACAAAUUGUUAGAAAAGAGUUAGAAGAAGUGGCAGAAAAAUUAGGAAUUGACAAAAACGAACUAGAAAAUAAAUCAGGGGAGGAAAUUAAAGGACUCAUUCAAGAAGAAGGAAAAAUAAUUCGAGAGAAUGAAACUAAACUUAAUGAUCCCGAACUUGGUUUGCCAGCACAAGAAGCACAAACAUGGUUAAAUAAUUUAGGUAUAGACAAAAAUACUAGAAAAAGAAUAGAAGGAGUAAAAUCUUCCGUUGGAGUACUCUCGCCAACUAAUCCCAGGGAGGAACUGAAAGGUGAAUUAAAAAUAGAGGAUUUUCCUGAAUUAGAAGAAUUAGAUCUAGAAGAUGUGCGAGAAUUGGAUAAAUUAGUUAUUAAAAAUUGUCCUAAGUUAAGGGAAGUUAUUCUUUUAAAUAGCGGAGUUAAAAAAUUAGAACUUGGUUCAGGACUUGACAACUUACUCUUUUUAGAUUUUAGUUUUGAUACUGAUGUUGAUGAUCGACCUGUCGAAAGAAAACUAGAUGAACUUGAUCUCGGUAAUGUUCCUAAUUUGAAAGUCCUUAGAAGUUGUGGAGUUCAGCAAACUAAUUUGAAAGGAAUAGAGAAGUUAACCCAACUUCAAACUCUCGAUAGCGCCACUAAACUCGGCGGAGCAAAUCUAAGUCAGAUUCCCACUGGGAAAACUUUAAAAGAUUUGAUUGACAAUUUUUCUGCUGACCAAGAUAAUUUACAGAAAAAAUUAAAGAAGAUCCAAAAAGAUUUAGGGUUAGGAGAAGGAGAAGAGGCGACCGAAGAACAAUUUUCGAAUAAAAUUCAAGAGUUAAAACAGCAACCUACCCAAGCAGUAAGCGACUUACUGAACAAAAUAAAUAAUUUGGGGUUAGGAUUAACUGGAACGGAAAUUAACGAACAAAAAGUUCUAGAUAAAAUAACUGAACUAAUUAACCGACCUACCCAGGCUGAUUAUGACGCAAUUAAAGUCGAAAGGGAUGAACUGAGAGAAAGUGUAAUUAAAAAAGAGGAUAUGGUUAAAGAUGAUAAAAUAGUCUUUGACAAGUUAGGGAUUUCAUUUGCGGAUUACGAGGGCAAAAUUGUUAAUGUUAAGGCCUCCGAAGUGGGAAAUAUUAGAAACGAGAUGAUUGAGAAAAAAUUUGGAGAAUUAUCGACUCAGAAUAACACUUCUUUUUAUCUAAAUAUCGGUUUAAGCGUUUUAGCGAUUGCAAGUUUAGCCACAAUAGUUUGGUUAGUCCUGCGGGAAAAUAAUCCCAAAGAGGAACCUGAACCAGAAAAAUAA